This is a messenger RNA of Armigeres subalbatus, 3061 nucleotides long. It is a transcript of the gene DNAlig4, whose product is annotated as DNA ligase 4. The coding region runs from base 149 to 2980 and encodes 943 amino acids. The transcript is spliced from 2 exons. Gene Ontology annotation, cellular component: DNA-dependent protein kinase-DNA ligase 4 complex; DNA ligase IV complex. The record is from RefSeq and is a predicted model, not a curated record. Gene Ontology annotation, biological process: DNA biosynthetic process; DNA recombination; double-strand break repair via nonhomologous end joining. NCBI's taxonomy places the organism in Eukaryota, Metazoa, Arthropoda, Insecta, Diptera, Culicidae. Gene Ontology annotation, molecular function: DNA ligase (ATP) activity; DNA binding; ATP binding.
GAAUGAACGUGACCAGACAAUAGAACAAAAAUAAUGUGUCGUAAAUGCCUGGAAUAAUUAUUAUUGUGUGGUCCCUUUAAAAUUUAAAUAUCCUUGAGAUUUUAUGUUGGUUUAAGUUCAAUUCCGGUGCAAUUGAUGCAGAAGUACGAUGUCGGGGGAACGGUGCAUAUCGAAACAUGUCAAGUUUAGCGAAAUCAGCGCCAUUCUGGAGAAACUGAAGGCGGCCGGGACGUCAUCGAGCAAAAGGGACGAAAUUCUACGCCGGUACUUUGGAUCGUUUGAGCAAUUUCGGAGGGAAUUUCGCCAGAAGUAUGGUGCUGAUACGAAAACCAGCAUCUUCCCUAUCCUGCGGUUGCUGCUGCCGGUCGCAGAUCGCGAGCGCGAUUCCUACGGCAUUCGGGUCAGAACCCUGCGAGACCUGUACAUCAAGAUCCUCGGCAUCAGCGAGACGAGCAUCGAAGCGCGCAAAUUGUCCGGGUUCGACGAAUCGGGCACCGGCAGCAAUGGCAGCAGCGGAGGCGACUUCGCCGAUCGGAUAUUCACCCUGAUGCGGGGUCGUUGCCCCCAGGAGUGCCUCAUGACCGUCUGGGAUGUCAACCGGCGGCUGGACGCCAUGGGGCAACACUAUCAGAACGGACACCGGGGCAAAUCGCAGGACGAGUUGAUAGAGAUGGUGCAGGGUAUGACGCAGUUGGACCAGAAGUGGCUGAUUAGGAUUAUACUGAAGAACUUGCGGCUGGGCAUGAGCCAGCAGAAGCUCCUGGGGCUGUAUCAUCCGAAGGCGAGUGCGUUGUUCGACAGGGUGAGCCAUUUGUCGAAGGUUUGUGAGACGGUGGAGAACGGCGAAGCAUUGGACGAGAUUGGUGAGCCGGGCGUAGGAAUGGCUGUGCGGUUGUUCAACCCAGUAAAGCCGAUGCUGUGUCAGAGAGUAGAUUUGAAGCUGGUUGAUGGAAUGAUAAAGAAGGAUGAGUUUUGGUUGGAAACUAAAAUGGAUGGCGAACGGUUCCAAGUCCACAAGGAAGGUCAGAUUUUUAAAUAUUUCUCUCGUAACAGCUAUGAAUACAGUCAUGUGUUUGGAGAGAACGUGAACCAUCGUGGGUCAACUUUGACUCCGUAUUUAAGCCAUCUCUUGGCCGCAAAUGUACAAAGCGUGAUUCUGGAUGGAGAGAUGAUGGUUUUCGACAAAAGUGAACUAAUCUAUCGGGAUAAAAGCGAAAACACUGAUGUCAAAGCUAUCAAAGCGGACAAUCCAGCGCUGCGGCCGUGCUUCGUUGUAUAUGAUGUAUUAUUUUUGAAUGGCAAAAGCUUGAUAAUGGUACCUUAUGCGGAACGGAUACGCCUUUUAGGGACAAUUGUGAAAGAAAAAAUAGGGUUUCUAGCAAUUUGUCAUCGAACUAAAGUGAAAAACAGCGAACACCUUGUAGACCUAUUGAAUCAGGCAAUAGAUGCCCAUCAGGAAGGAGUUGUCAUCAAAAAAGAGAACUCUGCUUACAGUCCAAAUGAACGGAACGCCGGAUGGUACAAAAUCAAACCGGAUUAUAUCGACAAUAUGGUAUCUGAUUUCGAUUUGUUGAUCAUCGGAGGUUUCUACAAUUACAAAAAAACGUUCAUCAACACUUUUCUUGUCGGGGUCAUGGACGAUCGCGACAAGGAAAAUCCUACUUACCUUGCAGUAACCAAGGUCGGAAUUGGUCUCUCCGUGGACCAAUGGAAGCAGCUGAACAAUUCGCUCCGUCCGCAUUGGCAAGAGGUACUCGCCAGAAAAGAAGGCCGUUCAACUGUUACCGAAGAACCGCCCGAGCUACGGUGGGGCCAAACACCACCGGAUGUUUGGAUACCUCCCAAGCAAUCCAUCGUCCUGCAGCUAAAGGGAUCCGAGCUGGUGCAAAGUUCGUCCUUCGCAACGGCUUACACGAUUAGAUUUCCCCGCAUCACCGCGCUACGUAGCGAUAAAAGUUAUUCCGACGUAACCAGCAAAGACGAGUAUGAUCAGCUAUGCUCGGCCAAUACCAAGGUGGCAAAAUUAGCCAAGCGUCACGUAACUGUAGAUGAUCUUGCGCCAGGAAUCCAUGAUUCACCAGGUAUUCCAGGGCGGAAGCGGAGAAAACAAUCUCCUUUGCAACGCACCCGCCCCACAAGGCUUCAUCCCGGUGUGACUCUGACGGACAACGAUCAAUCGAAGGUAGAACUCAUCGACAGUGUCUGCUCGGGAUUAGAUUUUUGUGUUCUCAGUUCAUCCAAAGGUCAACCAUCAACAACCGAGCUGGAAUUGAUAAUACGCCGCCACGGGGGACGGAUUGUCAAAAAUCCUGGUCCAAAAACGUACCUCACGAUCGCUGGCGAUCGCACCUUCUUGGUUGAACGAAUAAUCGAAAGCCAAGUAUAUAACAUUGCAACGGUGGACUGGCUCCUACGUGCCCUCGGUGGAUCUGAGAAGAAAGAAAAGCUGCUUGUGUUGAAACCUAACGACAUGCUCGCCACAACCGCCGCAUUUCGCGAAGAAAUGGCCGACAGUUUCGAUCGGUUCGGCGACUCUCUGACGGUCAAAAUAUCGGACCCCGAAGAAAUGCGAGCUCUUUUGAAGCAGAUGACACUGGACCAAAUGCAACUGUCAGUGCAAGAAAUUCAAGAAGGGCAAAAGGAAAUUCUGGGUACCCGUUCCGGGUUCCGGAUAUUCCAAGGGCUUGUCGGGUGCUUGUAUCGGGAAAAUUUAAAAACGGACCUCAGCGUGUACAAGGCCAAGUUCCAGAUGUUGAAGUUUGUUCGAGACGGUGGACAGUGGUUGAGUGAUUCGACCGCGAAAGGUGUAACAACUGUGUUUGUGAUAAUCAAUGAAUGUUUGGAUAGAGAACAUUUGAAGCAAUGGGCGGAUAAUGUUAGCAAGCAAAGUACGAGUGUGCAUGUGCUUAAAAUUGAUUGGAUAGAUUGUAGCCUGCGUGAAAAACGUAGAUGUGACAACCAGUUAUUCAGUGUUUUGUAAAUCUGUUAGAAUGUUAUAUUCAAAUUAUAUUUUACACUUGGAUCAGUUUAUACGAAAAUAUAUUUAGCUUUGUUAAGUGUG